AGAAAAUCCAGUCAGUUCACACAUCUGUCAGAUUUGGGAUCGAGUGUUUUUACUCUUGCGUUCCCGUGCGAAGUUAAAUUUUCUUUUUUUCGGGAGGAAAACCGCACCGUUUCCUGCCGUUUUCCAGCUUUAGUUUCGCGUUCCGGAUGUUCUCUAGCUAGGGUGGUUUGCAAUUCGCGCGAGAAUCGAUCGUUCGGUGGUGAAAUUUUGCUCGGAUGUGCGAUUAGUAGUUAGUGGGGGCAGUCGCUUUCGUCGGUGGGGGAGUGAGUGAGAGGGGGAGAUAUUGGAACAACACCUACAAAAAAAAAAAAAAAAAAAAAAAAAUCCGCAAGAGGAUCCGUUUUUGAGGGCGAUUCGACAGAGGAGGAAAACGAAUGCCGCAACCGGACCGGGAUAGCGAAGGCAACAACAAAAUGACGAUGAACGACGAUGGCAAUGGGACGGGGAACAACGCCGUGACAAAUUCCACCAAUAAUAACUCCCUUUCGACAACUAACACAACAAAUGGAACCAAUGGAGGAGGAGGAGCAGGAAUGGGAACUCCCGGAACCGGUGUCAACAACAACAACGGAAGCAAGCUGAACAAUCUGGACAAAAGGCCUAGCAGCGGUGGUAAUAAUAAUGGAAGCAGCAACGGUGGAACCAACGCCAGCUCCCGGUUUAUCAUUCCGCAGUCGCACGAAAUCGAAACCCUUCCCCAGCUGAAGGAUUCUCCGCCCAGCGAAAGGGAAGAACUGUUCAUCCAGAAGCUACGUCAGUGCUGUGUCCUGUUUGAUUUUUCCGAGCCCCUCAAUGACCUCAAGUACAAGGAGAUCAAACGGUGCGCCCUGCAGGAGAUGGUCGAAUACCUGAGCAGCCAGCAGCAGGUCAUUACGGAGGCCAUCUAUCCGGAGGCGGUGCAGAUGUUCGCAGUGAAUCUGUUCCGCACGUUGCCACCGUCGUCCAAUCCGAAUGGGGCGGAGUUUGACCCGGAAGAGGACGAACCCACGCUCGAGGCCAGCUGGCCGCAUCUGCAGUUUGUGUACGAGCUGUUCUUGAGGUUUCUAGAAUCGCCGGACUUCCAGCCGAGCGUGGCCAAGCGGUACAUUGAUCAUGGUUUUAUUUUGAAUUUGUUGGAACUGUUCGACUCGGAGGAUCCACGGGAACGCGACUUCCUCAAGACUGUCCUACAUCGGGUGUACGGGAAAUUCCUUGGCCUGCGGGCCUUCAUUAGGAAACAGAUCAACAACAUAUUCUACAAGUUUAUCUACGAAACGGAACACCACAAUGGGAUAGCCGAACUUUUGGAAAUUUUGGGCAGUAUUAUUAACGGUUUCGCUCUGCCGCUCAAGGAGGAGCAUAAGCAAUUUUUGCUCAAAGUGCUGCUGCCGUUGCACAAGGUCAAAACCUUGUCGGUGUAUCAUCCGCAGCUAGCAUACUGUGUUGUGCAAUUUCUGGAAAAGGAUCCUAGUUUAACGCAACCGGUCAUUAAGUGUCUGCUGAAGUUCUGGCCCAAAACGCAUAGCCCUAAGGAAGUGAUGUUCCUGAACGAACUGGAGGAGAUCCUUGAUGUCAUCGAACCGGCCGAGUUCCAGAAGGUGAUGGAGCCUCUGUUUCGACAGAUUGCCAAAUGUGUUUCGAGUCCCCAUUUCCAAGUGGCCGAAAGGGCUCUGUAUUACUGGAACAAUGAGUACAUCAUGUCGCUGAUUUCGGAAAACUCCAAAGUAAUACUCCCGAUCAUGUUUCCGGCCCUGAACAGCAACUCGAAAACGCACUGGAACAAAACCAUCCACGGUUUAAUCUAUAACGCGAUCAAGCUGUUCAUGGAAAUGAAUCAGAAGCUGUUCGAUGAGUGUCACCGGAAAUUUAAAGCCGAAGAGCAGAACGAAAUGGAGAAGCUGAACCGACGGGAAGAGCUCUGGCAGCAGGUGGAAAGUUUGGCUCGGCAGCAUCCGAUCUAUCCGAAGUUUGCCCUCUCCGAUGACGAAGGAUCAGCAGCGAUGGGUUCUGGUGGCGAGCUGGUUCUCGCCGGUGCUACAAACUCCACACAAGAGAAGGACAAAGAUUCGAUCCUGGGACGGACGUACAACAGUAGCAACAACAGCUCCUCCAGAUCGUCACCGGUGAUCCAGCAGAAAACUUAAAGCCGUUCCGGGGAGUUUUUGCUACGUCUUUACAUUUUUUCUGUUUUAGCAAGUACGUUUUUAAAACAUGCGAGAGCGAAUGGGAAAAGUUAGCAAACGAAGGAUAUUUUCUUUUCGAAAGAGCGUUGCGAAUAUAUGUUUUAACAAUGGAAAGAAUAAAAGAUUACUAAUUUAGGUAAAAAUUGAAGCAAAGAUAUGAGUAUGAUCAAUUUAUAAUAUAUAUAUUAAAGAACACGCUAAGCGUUAGCCCUCACGGUUAAACAUCAAGCCGAACGAUGUGCGCUAAUACACGAUAUGUAUAAGAAAGAAACUAGAGAGCUAAAACGUUUUGAUGCUUAACUGCUGCACAGAGAAACAGACACAAACUCGUUUAGUACAGUUUAGGGGCUAGCAGCGACCAACAGAACUCUUAUUCUUCGUUUUGGCGAUUCAGUUCGCUCAGAUAGAAUCACUUUGCAAUUUAUAAAGUCGAACAUUUUACUCUUUUUUCUUUACACAUAUAGUUUAAUGACAAGAAAAGUAUGUUGUAGUAUAUAGGUUCUUUUGAAUAUUGACGAAGGAAGCAAAAAAAUCUACUAUUCGAUAAUUAUCAGUCCCUACUUCAAACUUUACUCUUUUAAGGCCUGAAACACUCUACCUGUACUAUUUUACUGUUAAAAACCGAUUCAUGCAAACAGCAAAUGCUCUAGAAAGUAUAGAAAAUGGCACACGAACACACGAAAAAAUUCUCACACGCAAUCCAACAAUAUGGAAACAAACCCAGAAGUAGUCCAAUCACUGUAUGUAAAGUUAUAAUUUUACUCUGAGACAUAAAAAUAAAUAUGGAUUAAUUUAUCUUCAUUACCCGGAAUCGAUCGUGCGGUCGGUGGUUCCAUUCCGUCUGGAUGCUGGAUUCUCUUCUCCAUUUCCGAGUGAAACCACCCCGAACGAUGAUACCGUACCCACUAACAAAUAAAUUAUAUAUCUCGUUCGUUACAAUUGUAUUAUUUCUGUAACUGUGACAGAAGACAGAGAGAGAGAAAACCACACAAAAAUAAAGGUGAAAUGCAACAUAAUUCCAAAUGUUUCUGUGUAAUACCGAUUGGAAAGGAAAAGCGCGCGAGAGAGAGAGAAAUGAGAUCAAAGUCGAACGAUGGAAAAUGAAGAUAAUUGUUAGAAAUUUUCACUAAUAAAAACGGCAAAAUUAUUACAAACACAAA
Aedes aegypti (yellow fever mosquito) is the source of this 3322-nucleotide messenger RNA. RefSeq names its product serine/threonine-protein phosphatase 2A 56 kDa regulatory subunit gamma isoform. Gene Ontology annotation, cellular component: cytosol; protein phosphatase type 2A complex; nucleus. The transcript has 2 exons. The record is from RefSeq and is a predicted model, not a curated record. Gene Ontology annotation, molecular function: protein phosphatase activator activity. Gene Ontology annotation, biological process: protein dephosphorylation; signal transduction. Bases 375 to 2123 code for a protein of 582 amino acids. NCBI's taxonomy places the organism in Eukaryota, Metazoa, Arthropoda, Insecta, Diptera, Culicidae.